Oncorhynchus keta (chum salmon) is the source of this 5764-nucleotide messenger RNA. RefSeq names its product serine/threonine-protein kinase 32A. Bases 583 to 1803 code for a protein of 406 amino acids. Gene Ontology annotation, molecular function: G protein-coupled receptor binding; ATP binding; G protein-coupled receptor kinase activity. The transcript has 13 exons. Gene Ontology annotation, biological process: G protein-coupled receptor signaling pathway; protein phosphorylation; regulation of signal transduction. NCBI's taxonomy places the organism in Eukaryota, Metazoa, Chordata, Actinopteri, Salmoniformes, Salmonidae. The record is from RefSeq and is a predicted model, not a curated record.
CGGUGUGUGAAGUGUGGAGGUCUCUAUUAUUCUGUCGUCUGCUGAUCUCGUGCAACAAUGUAGCAGUAUUCUGUUUUGCUUCAUGAUACAAUUGUAUCCUCAGCAGCAACAAUAAUUUUGCCCGAACAGUAUAGAAAAUACGAGAACACUAAUCGCACUUUUAUUUGUAUUAUUUCGUUUUACGAUCAAUCUGCUCAUCCUUCCUUCAUCACUCCAGACAGUCCUUCUUGUGAGUCGGGGCAGGUGUAUGGAUGCGUCGUCCUAACAAGCAAGUGAUGCCGUGAACUGUCCUCUUCUCUUCAAAUAGGCUACCUUACAUUUACUGGACAUGCUAUUUACCUAAAAGCCCGGGGCAUUUAAAGUUUGGUUUCCUGUUAAGUGGGGUCAGAGAUAGAGCCACACCCCUGGGUGUGGAACCAUAGAGUACAGAGAAGAGUACAGGCCAAGUUCCAAUCAACCCAACCGGUGGAUCUAGGUAGGUUGGUCCAGCCCAGGCUCCAGGCUAUGUCUCCCUGGCUGUGGGACAGCUAUUCCAUACUGAGUUGAGAGGGACCUGCCUGGCUGGGGACUACAGGAACAAACAUGGGGCUGGGACAAUCCAACAAGGCUUCCGUCACCGAUGACACAGAGGAGGUCAAUUUUGACCACUUCCAGAUCCUAAGGGCUAUCGGGAAAGGAAGUUUCGGGAAGGUGUGCAUUGUGCAGAAGAAGGACACAAAGAAAAUGUAUGCCAUGAAGUAUAUGAACAAACUGAAGUGUGUGGAACGGAACGAGGUCCGCAAUGUUUUCAAGGAGAUGCAGAUCAUGCGGAACCUCGAGCAUCCUUUCCUUGUCAACUUCUGGUACUCGUUCCAGGAUGAGGAGGACAUGUUUAUGGUAGUGGAUCUGUUGCUUGGAGGAGACCUGCGCUACCACCUCCAGCAGAACGUUCACUUCUCAGAGAGCACUGUCAAGCUGUACGUCUGUGAGAACGCCCUGGCGCUGGGCUACCUCCGCAGCAAACGCAUCAUCCACAGAGACAUCAAACCUGACAACAUUCUGUUGGACGAACACGGACAUUGUCACCUGACGGACUUCAACAUCGCUGCCAUCGUCAAAGACGAUCUAAGAGCCACGUCUAUCGCAGGGACCAAACCAUACAUGGCCCCCGAGCUGUUCCAGCCACACGAGGGAAUACACCCUGGCUACUCCUUCUCUGUGGACUGGUGGUCUCUGGGCGUCACUGCCUACGAGCUUCUUCGAGGACAGAGGCCGUACGUCAUGCGCUCCAGCACGCCGGCCAAUGAGAUCCUCCAGAUGUUCCACAAGGUCAACCCCAGCUACCCCAUAGCCUGGUCUGUGGAGAUGAAGACCAUGCUCAGAAAGUUGCUGUGUAUUGACGUGCACCAGCGUGUGUCCUGCCUGGCUGAGCUGCAGGAUCUAGACCUGCUGUCUGAUGUCAACUGGGACGCUGUGCUCAGCAAACAGCUGCCCCCUGGCUUCAUCCCCAACAGGCGGAGGCUCAACUGCGACCCCACCUUUGAGCUGGAGGAGAUGAUCCUGGAGUCCAAACCGCUGCACAAGAAAAAGAAAAGACUAGCCCGGAAGACCAGAGAACAGGGCUCCAAUGGGUCCCCCCAGAACGGUCAGCUCCAGCAGCGCCUGAACAAUGUGGAGAGGGACUUCAUCAUCUUCAACAGAGAAAGGUCAAAGAAGGCUGUGGCAGACACAGAGGUAGCAGACCUCACCACGACAGAGAAGAACAAGGCUAUUGAAGACGGACAGAACAACAACGUGGACCCGGCAGCCUACAUAUCAGGAUAGCGGACUAUGGCUUGAGCCGUAAGUCGCCACGCUAACCUGGCCACAGCUUGUAGAUCACUACUAACCAAUCGUCCACUUCCCCUCUCCGGCGCAGGGCACUCAGAUUGAACUUUAACCCUGACACAAUCCCCCAACAGCCAGACCCCAGACUUCAGGAGCUCACAUAGACUACUACUUAACAGAGUAGCUGACCUAGACAGACAGACAGACCCUGGCUUUUUUCACUUUUCCUGUGAUGGGAAACGUGCCUCUCAGUGGGCAGCCCUCCUCACACUCUACCCUGACCUGACCUGCCUGAUGCGCUAUGGUCCCCCAGAGCUCUCCUCCCUCCACCAAGUUAGCCAGGCCCAGGAAAUGACUUAACUACAAACCCAGCAGGGAGCAGAGCUAGACAGGAUACAGCCACUAUGCCUGUUAUGCUGAGGCUAGACUCAGGCCAGGCAGGAAAUGAAGCAUAAUGUUGACAAGUAGGAGACUACGUCUUUAGUGAAAACAGUGCUGACUUGCUUUUGGAAGAGAGAGGGGUUGUGAGUAGCGUGACACAAAAUGAAUUAGGAUUAGAGUAUGCGACAUGAGGCCUUUGUUUUCAAGACUCCAACCACAGAUUCCUCUUCGAAGACAAAGAGAACCACUGUAGGCUUGAGCGCUAACUGCAGAACGUAAUUUGUCUCUGUGACAUUAUUAGGCAUCAAUGUGGCUCUCAAGCAAACCAAAUUGUCUGGUGCUCGACUUGGAUAUUUUGUACAUGAAUCUUCAUUGAUGAAUAGAUAGGUAUUGUCUGUUCCGCGCACAAACAUGAUUUGCGUACGUUUCUCCAUUAGUCGUAGCAUUUAUGCACAGAGGUCAAAGAGGAGUAGACGAAUCCUCAUUCUCUUCUGGUUUUUAGAGGGGUGCCAGUAGAGGAGAGUGGGGGAACUUGACCCAUUUGUUACGUUCAGCGUCAAGUCUGCCAAGGGAAACAUAGUAUUCUUUCCAAUAAAGAUAUCUACACGUGUGUCAGGAUGUUGUGAAUCACUGCAAAUAAUCCAAAUUCAUGUCAAACUUUUGAAAACGUAUCUUGUUAUAAAAUAAAAGUGGUCUCUUGGCACAACUUACCCCGGGGAAUGGGGUAAGUGGAUCCCCGGGACAGGUUGAGCAAGUUAAGCCGCCUACACAUUUCUGUGCUGAAUGAAAUAAUACCACUACCUUUUUAAAGACCAUGUCUUAUCUUUAUUUCAAAAACACAAUCCAUCACAAUAACUUUUUUGUCUUUUAAUCAUUUUAAGGAUCUUUUUUAUUAACACCUAACAACAACUUUUUACUUUUGUAAACACUUUUAACAUAGGCCAGGCCUUGUUGUUACCUCAUAUCCCAGUGAUAAUACCUUGCAUUAUGCCUUGGGGGAAAAAAAACAUUUCAAUUUGAUCGACUUACCCGAUGGCCAUUGGCUCAACUUACUCCAAGGCAAACAUUUUGACUAUAUUAUCCCACACAGCUUCAAGAAUGCACUUUCAUGCUUGGUUUAGGACAUCAUUAUCGAAGCUUAUGGAGACCCCAACUCACGUAUAGAAACAUCUUUAAAUGAUCUACUUUGGUUUAUUUGUUCGUUUAUUUGGACAUAACUUGCUUACCACUUUUUUCCAUGUGGUUUCUUUCUUCACAGACUCCAUGAAACGAUGACUUCUUCCUAAAUAUUUGGCCAAAUGAUUUGGCAUUUUGUGUAUGGUUUCCUAGAAACAAGGGUGGCUCAACUUUCCCCACUCUCCCCCAUGUGCCUUCUAACUUGUAUAUAGCACACACUGGGUUUCCCCGUGUAGAGAAUGAUCAUCAUACAGUCAGUUUGUUACACUGUAAAUCACCGUCCUCUAGUCUAAUACGUGUUUUGGAAAAUAGCUUUGCCAUUAUUUUGACCCGAUCUGAAAUACAAUUCAAAACUUAUCCAAGUCUUUUCCUGUCCUUAGUUAUCAGAUCUACGACUGGGACCUUUCUAACAACCCUUAUUGGUACAGCUAUUCAAACUAGCAUUAGGUUUUCCAGAAAUGUAUGUAAUUCAAUUGCACAAUGAAAGCAGAGUUGUGAAAGGAGUACUGCAUUUUGUUUGUCAUUUGUUGUCUGUUGUUUUGUUGUCAAGCAGCUUGUGCCUUAAUUUCGUACGUUUCUUUGGGACACCGACCUUUACCACUGCUUUGUGCUUUUUAUUACAUCGCCAGAUUAAUGUGGCCUUUCGUGGAUUUGGCAACAGUUGGAGGGCAUUGGUUAAAAAGACCGACAAAACAUAGUUGUGAAAGAGAGGAGCAAACUGCCUUGGCGUAUACCACAUAGGCACUGAGAGUAGAGCCUGUAUACCUUUCAGACCUAUUACCUGGAGUUGUGCCUCUCUAUAUGGUUUCUUAACUUAAAGGUCUAGUGCAGUCAAAAACACGAUUUCCCUGUGUUUUAUGUAUAUACUUCCACACUACGAGGUUGGAAUAAAACUGUGAAAUUGUGAUAAUUAUGAUACGUCCCUUUUAGUGUUAAGAGCGGUUUGAAAAGACCGCCUGAAAUGUCAUCCUUUUUUGGUGGGAUGGAGUUUUGGCCUUCCAUGGUGACAUCACCAUGUGGUAAAUUAGUUAAUAGACCAGUAAGAAAGAUUGUUCCCAAACCUCUCUGGCAAUAAUAGGUCAUUUUCAGUUUCCCCCUCUCCAUUCAGAACACUCCAAGACAGUCCUAGCUAUAAUUCUUGCAUGAGAAAUUGAACUCCGCUAAGACUGACUAUUUGAAAUGAAAACAAUCACAGUAAGAUACUUAAUUGUUACCCAAAAGUCCUGCAGUUGUAGGCCUGUCUGGCUCUUCCUAGGGGGGAAGUCAAAAGCAUAUCAAUCACACUACUGACUCUGAGUGGGAAUCACCACCUCCUGACAUCAGAGAGAGAGAGAGAGAGAGAGAGAGAGAGAGAGGAGAGAGGAGAGAGGAGAGAGGAGAGAGGAGAGAGAGAGAGAGAGAGAGAGAGAGAGAGAGAGAGAGAAGUUUGAUACCUGCGUGCCCUCCAGAGAGAGAUGAUAGAAGGAGACUUUCUGUACAUAACCUGCAACAAAAUUAGGGUUAGAGAAGCGGGUUCGAAUCCCGUUGCCGACGGGGGAGAAUCUGGCAGGCGUGAGCUGGUAACCGGAGGGUUGCUGUCAUCAAUAUUACAGGUGCCAUAUACUGCUGGCUCAACCUAAGUCUGCUCAUUGGAUGCUGCCCUCUGCUCCAGCCUCUCCAACCUAAUGUGUGUUUGUGUGUAUCUGUGUGUGUAUAUUGAAGGGGUUUUGUUAAUGCAGAAGACACAUUUCCGUGUGUAAUACUAACUAAUAAAGUAUAUCUUAAAAUAACGUGAUGAGUUAGCCAGAGAAAUACCUCAGAGGGUUGCUAGACCUGUUUUUGAUAAUGUGUGGUGUUGGUUUUCUGAUUAGCAGCAACAGGAGACUACAGGGAAUACUAUAUAAUUAAUGAUGGCAGAUAAAAUAGACAAAUCCAUUACAAAUUGGUUUCAAACAAGCCUUUCCUCCAUCUCCAUGCUUCGUGUGUGGUUGAUUUUCUAUGAUAAACUACAAUGGAGCACUGCCACCUAGUGUUUGUUAGUGGUAGUGCUCCUGUGUACUUAAAGGCCCAGUGCAGUCAAAAUGGGAUUAAUCUGUGUUUUAUAACACUAUGAGGUUGGAAUAAUACUGUGAAAUUGUGAAAAUUAUGAUAAUGCACUUUUGGUGUAAACGCUGCUUGUAAAGACUGCCGGAAAUUUCAGUCUGUUUUGGUGGGAUGGAGUUGUGGCCUUCCAUGGUGACAUCACCAUGCGGUAAAUGAGAAAGAGAUUUUACAAACCUCCCUACCAAUAACAGCAAAAGUUCAGUUUUCCCCUCCCCAAACAGACCAAAUACAAUGUCUACAAAUAUCCUUUCACGUUUAUUUAUUUCUGUCUGUGCUAAUCCAGUAAUGUAUUUAAAAUAAAGUUGAGGAUUAAAACGGA